GUGUCGAUGGUCAAAAGGGAAAGAAAUGGGAGUUUUUCUUCAAACAAGCACUACGACCUUGUGUGAUGUUCUCGUUUGUUUGCUGCAGAGCAAGCCGGCAGUGUCUAUUGUAAUGAGAGAGCGCCAACUACGCUAUUGCUUCUGACUGAAGUAAACGUUGCAACGUGUUCAUGUUGAAGAUGACACCAACAAGAACCUUAUAUUAUUUAGAUACUCGCGCACCACGAAAAAAUGUCGAGCAUUGAGGCAGAAACUGUGCACAACACCUCUUGCAGCAGGAGCCUGACGUGAGCAAGAAGACGCGCGAGUAGAACUACCUGUCGCUGACGUUACCACGCGAGCGUGGGGACAGCUGAUCCACCGAAGGGAUGAUUCUUGCAAGAAAUACCUACCUUUCCCCCGGCGGAUCAUUGCGCUCCGCAGCCUCGAACACCUCCCUUCGGUUGCCAGCAUUCCAACACAAUACUGUAGUCGGUACCGCUCCUACUCUAACAGUAACAACAUCUUCUGCGUCUUCCUCUUCUUCUUCCAGAACUGUGCUUGGUUCCAGACAUGAUCUGCUUCUUCCACCCCGGCUACUUCUGCCACACCGGAGAACCUUCCUCACCGCCUCCCCAGCCCGCUUCGGGAAGGGGGUCGGUUACGGUAUUUCGGAGAACGUGAUCGGCGGUAACCGGGACACGCUCUACCACUACAAACGCGUCAGGCUGUCUAUGCAUCGUGGCAAAAUAAGUAUCGUAUUUGUACGGAUUGCGCUCUUGCACUUGCUCUUGCAUGGCAGAUGCAGAUCAUGUUGGUUACGACCUGAAUCUGCAUGACAAACGCAUUUUUGCUUUUGAAAGGAUCAUUUGUUGUGCAAUUACCACUCGUACGAUAGUUUUGCAAUGCAUACUUUCCAACAACCACCAGCUCCCCUUGGAGAGGCUCACGAACUUUUCCCGCGAGUGCGUUUUCGACAGCAAGCAGAAGCAGAGCGCGAAUAUGACAUAUGCAUAGAAAAAAACUGUGUAAGUGUAAGGUUGUAUAAUGCAAAGCUUGCAACAUAGUUACGCGUGUCAUGUUAGCCAGCCAGGAAAUCAUACGUUCAUAUGUGUUUUCACUGUACUAGCUGUGCAUGACAGGUUCCUGCUUCAUGCAGAACAUAUUUUUCACGCUGUCAUUUUUGCAGCACGAGAGCUGCACUCAACAUCGCCAGUUUUUUCUUCUGUAUAUGACCAAGCGCGACGCGACUGAGAAAACGGUGGAGUUCACCAAGUUUCCGGGCGUGGUCUCGAAACUGGGGGCAGAGUACUAUUUCCGCGAGGACCAGAAAUCGGAGCAGAUGCGGUUUUUUCACAUGCGGACGACGUCGCAAGACGUGGCUUUCGUGGGCUCGGUGGACAUAUCAAAUGCAAAAAUGUGUGGGUCUGGAAGGAUCCGAACUUGUGAUGCGAAUUCAACUACAGGCGCAAAUCUCUCAUGCAUAGACAGCAAAAGGUGCCUACUUCCUGUCACCAAAAAGGGGGAUUAAGCAUUACGGAGCAUUCUCGAAAUCUGUGAUGCUAGGGCUUCCAUAACAGACUUUCGGUGUCAUGCAAAAACAGCAUGACAAAAAUCUGCAUUCUUCCAGACCCAGACAUUUUUGCAUUUGAUAGGACAGCCGGAAGCGGGAGACGCGGACGGUGGAAAACUGCCUCCACGAGAACACCCGCGGCUACGUAUCAAAAGGAAAAAUCCCCCCUCCCCAUGUCAAAAUAAAAUUUCUGAUGCUGCAUUUGCGUACACAAAUCCGAUUUCUCUUGCAGUAAGGCAACGCAGCCAGAUCUUCGGCCUAGGUAGGGGCGUUUGGGUCUAGUUGCUUAGCAUUACAAACGGCUGUCCGCUAGGCGCAACAGCAUGCCAAAGCGCUUCCAUAAUGGCGCGGAAGCCUCUACACUUGUCUGCUUGCAAGACAGACGUGAUUUGUGGUCUCAAAUCAGCAACACAAACGCACCUGUUCGAUAUGGGGAUGGGGGAUUUUUCCUCGCAAUACUACGCGGCCCAGGUGAUUAUGGAGGGGCGCGGCGUGAAACUGUACUGGAACCCGGCGUAUCCAAAACUCGCCGGGCGAAAGGGCGUGGGGGACAAGGCGUAUCAACUGUAAAAAUGUCUGGGUCUGGAACUUUGCCCGACUUGUCAUGCAGGUUUUCCAUGACCCAUAUGAUCCGUAAUGGAGGACCUAGCAUGACAGAUUCCGUGAGAUCACUAUCAUGCCUAUCUUGCAUCAGAAACUGCCUCUCAACUCGCCGUUUCUAUGGAAACGCAUACAAAAGGGUGCGGGAAGCAGAUCGGUAAAACGUGUCUGAAAAGGACACGCCGUUGGGUCGUCCGCCAUCGUGAUAGGAUCGCCGUGGCUGAUCAUUAGACCCCCUGUAUAUUUUUUUAGCGCGCAACCGGCCACGCGCGUAGGUCUUCGAGCAAGUUUGUAAGACUAACCCAUCAAGGCAAUGCUGGAACUCCACCUUGCUCGCGGGCUUGGAUGGUAAGGCAGGUCAGCCACACAUCGCGCCCACUGGUUGCAGCCAUGCGUGAGCAAUCGAUAACGGUUCUGCAGGUGCAGUCGGGUGGUAGUUAGGAAGUGGGCCGCGUCUCCACCUAGGGGUAUCGGCAGAGGCUAAAUCUGUUCUAGCGCCCAGGUAUUGGCAGAGGCUAAAUCUGUUCUAACGCCGACCCGCCAGGAGUUAAAUGGUGCUACUACUACUAACUCGAUCAAAAGUGGGCAGCAUUUGGCAAUCAUGCAACACAGAUUUUUGCGUGAUUUAGAUUUAGCAUGACAAGUUCCAACCUUCCAGACUCAGACAUUUUUGCAGUGCAUAAGGCGCGCGACUUGACGAAGUUCUGCAAACUGGACCGGCAGUGCAAAAUCCACCUGAACAAGGUGGGAAAUCUCGCGACCGUCACCGGGCCGACGCGGUGUCAGGUGGGCAACGUGGCGAUGCGGUUGUUUUGGAAGUUGAAGCAGGGGGUCUAUACUGGAAAGGGAGCGAAGUUGGCCUUCAACUGGGUCAAGCGGAAGGCUAGGAACAAAAAAUAGUCCUAGUGUUGCAAUUCGAUCACCGUUCAGGUUCGUGAGACAAAACUAGAAGUAUAGCUUGUUCGAAUGACCACCUUGAUAUUUUUU
Messenger RNA from Amoebophrya sp. A120, 3139 nucleotides. The record is from the annotation of a GenBank genome assembly. NCBI's taxonomy places the organism in Eukaryota, Dinophyceae, Syndiniales, Amoebophryaceae.